This is a messenger RNA of Echinops telfairi (small Madagascar hedgehog), 6835 nucleotides long. RefSeq names its product leucine zipper protein 1 (gene LUZP1). NCBI's taxonomy places the organism in Eukaryota, Metazoa, Chordata, Mammalia, Afrosoricida, Tenrecidae. The coding region runs from base 179 to 3397 and encodes 1072 amino acids. The record is from RefSeq and is a predicted model, not a curated record. The transcript is spliced from 3 exons.
AGAGGCAGCUGCUAUUGAAAAGAUACUGACUGUGUUCAAGAUAACGAUCAAAGGAGCUGCCUGAAGUAUUCAUGCAAAGUUUAUGUUGCCUAAAUGAUUGAUAUGGUGUCCGGCUACCGAGGAAGGCUGUGGCUGCCAAGAGAAAGGUAACCAUUUCUCAUCCUCUGGAGUGCAUUGGAUGCCUCUAGGCCACCCAUAUUGGCUGGCAGGAGACAUGGCAGAGUUUACAAGCUACAAGGAACCGGCCUCCAGCCGCCACCUGCGGUUCAAGUUACAGAGUCUAAGCCGGCGCCUUGACGAGUUGGAAGAAGCCACAAAAAACCUCCAGAAAGCAGAAGAUGAACUCCUGGACCUCCAGGACAAGGUGAUUCAGGCGGAAGGCAGCAGCUCCAGCAUGCUGGCCGAGAUUGAAGCUCUGCGCCAGCGAGUGCUGAGGAUUGAGGGCAAAGACGAGGAAAUCAAGAGGGCAGAGGACCUGUGUCAGCUGAUGAAGGAGAAACUUGAAGAGGAAGAAAAGCUCACCCGGGAGCUGAAAUAUGAGAUUGAGCGGCUUCAGAAGCGCAUGACAGAACUGGAGAAGCUCGAGGAGGCCUUCAGCAGGAGUAAGAAUGACUGCACCCAGCUUUGCUUGAGCCUGAAUGAGGAGCGGAACCUGACCAAGAAAAUCUCCUCAGAGCUGGAAAUGCUCAGGGUCAAAGUGAAGGAACUGGAAUCUUCCGAGGACCGCCUGGACAAAACAGAACAGAGUUUAGUGUCCGAGCUAGAGAAGCUGAAGUCGUUAACUCUGAGCUUUGUGAGUGAGAGGAAACACUUGAAUGAAAAAGAGAAAGAAAAUGAGAAAUUAAUCAAGGAGCUCACUCAGAAACUGGAACAGAACAAAAAACUGAACCGGGAUUAUACAAGGAAUGCAGCUAAUGACCUAUGGAUUGAGGAUGGCAUCUCCUCCACGCUGCCACCCAAGGAAUUACGAAGGAAGGGCACGCUGGACUAUCUGAAGCAGGUCGAGAACGAAACAAGAAACAAAGUGGAAAAUGAGAAGAACCGAAACCAGGAAGACAACAAAGUCAAAGACCUGAACCAAGAGAUUGAGAAGCUUAAGACACAGAUCAAACAUUUUGAAUCAUUGGAAGAAGAGCUUAAGAAAAUGAGGGCCAAAAAUAAUGACCUUCAGGAUAAUUACUUAAGUGAGCAAAAUAAAAAUAAGCUUUUAGCUAACCAGCUGGAGGAGAUAAAGCUACAAAUCAAGAAACAGAAGGACUUAGAAAAUGGGGAGGUAGAAGGAGAUGUUGUUUUUCUGUCCAGCAAAGGCAGGCAAGAGAGGACUAAGUUUCGAGGCCAUGGGAAUGAGGCAUCUGUGUCCAAGCACACGUCACGGGAACUGUCUCCUCAGCACAAGCGGGAGAGACACAGGGUCAGGGAGUUUGCUCUCAGUAAUGAAAACUAUUCUCUGAGCUGCAGGCAGAUGUCCUCUCCUAGCUUCCCCAGCAGGAGGACAGCCAAAGCUUCCCACCUGGGGGCAGGUACUGACAGUGGGACUCAGGAGACAAAGAGAACUGAGGAUCGCUUUGCAUCUGCCUGCUCUCAGAGUGAAGGGAAGAAGGCCCGGGAGCAGCCCUCGGUGCUGAGCCGUUACCCACCAGCGGCCCAGGAGCACAUCAAAGCUUGGAAGGGAGCUUCCAAGGCAGGCACAGAGAGUGGGCUGAAGGGAAAGGUAGAGAAGACAACGAGAACGUUUGGUGAGGCCACUCAUGGCUCCAUUCCCAACGACACAAUGGGUAGAGCCGCCAAGACUUCUGACACCGCUGAGGCCCUCUUUGGGAAGAGGGGGCAGGUGCUUGGCAGUGGAAGUCAAAUGGCGCAGGCUGCAGACUCUAGUAGCUCAAAGGCCAUUGUUGCUCUAGCCCCAUCUCGAAGAUCCUCCUCAGAAGGGCUCUCUAAGGGCAAAAAGUCUGCCAAUACCCAGGAGGCUGAUCCUAGUUCCCCAAAUUCCAAGGCUCCUAUUUUAGUGAAGUAUCCUUAUAGCUCCCGAAGUCAAGAGAGCAUCCUUCAGGGCUUUUCAGCGCUGAAUAAGGAAGGAGCUGAUCAGCCCGUAGCGGUCGUGAUGGAAGAUAGCAGCCAGCAUGAAGCCCUGAGGUGUCGAGUGAUCAAAUCCAGCGGCAGAGAAAAACCAGACUCAGAUGAUGAUCUGGACAUAACAUCUCUUGUUACUGCCAAAUUGGUAAACACAACCAUCACUCCAGAGCUGGAACCCAAACUCCAGCCCCACUCCAGAGAAAAGGCAAGAUCCAGAGGGGGCCUGCAAGCCUCCCUGUUUGAGAAUGAUAAGGACGCUGGACCAGAAAGUGAGUCUGUGAAGCCCAUUAGAGCCUCCCCAUGUUCUGAGGAGCCCCCAGAUGCCAAUGGCUCUGGAGUGAAGAGCCAAAGGCCAUUCAGCCCUAGAGAGGCCUUACAGUCCAGAGCCAUCAUCAACCCCAUCAUCGUUGAUAAGGAUGUGAAAAAAAUCAUGGGAGGGUCAAGAGCAGAGACUGCACCGGAGAAACAGAAACCCACGUCUAAACCAGGGUCCACCAAAGUGACCAGCAGCAUCACCAUCUAUCCUGUUGAGAGCAGCACCUCAAGAAUGGCCCCGGGGGAGCCCGUGAGGGAGAGGCACAUGUCCACCAGCAAUAUCCAGGUUGGGCCACCCGAGCCCACGGCAGUGGGCAACCACGUUACCUCCCCCUGGGAGCUCUCCCUUCACAAGCCUGACAUCAGCCUGCAGCUCCCAGAGGGGGAGAGAGCAGGAGACGGGCCCCUGAAGAGCAAGCCAGACACCGUGGUAUCUCGGAGCAGCAUCAUCAUCAGCUCUGUGGAGAGGAAUAGCCAUUUGCUCCCCUCGGAGACAAUCAGAUGGAAAAGCCAUAAUGCCCCUUCAGAAGGCCCUGCAGAUGCCAGGCACGUGACUGUGCGGAAUGCUUGGAAGAGUAGGCGAGAUUUGAACUCCCUGGAGGACCCCCCAGCUCGAAGAGGUAAAAAUGUUGAACUGACCAACGCCUACACCCAGAGGUCUUCCACAGACUUCUCAGAACUCGAACAGCCCAGGUUUGAGCAGGGCUCUCGAAGGGUUGGAAAUUCAGGGGAUGGCCCAGAGCUCUCAUCCAGAAGGACCCAGAGUAGCCUCACCGUGUCCGAGGUGCUAACGCGAUGGAAUCGGGCAGGAGACGGUGUGGCACCGGCAGCCUGGAACCACACGGCCAGCCUGGACGACGGGGAAGACUGCACACUCAGUGUCUACAGGCGGCUGCACAACUCCCUGGAACGGUCUGAAUUGCCUGCAAAGCAGGGGCUGACAGAGCCUGGGCGGGCACGGGCCGAGGAGCGGGCACGGCCAGCCAGGCCCUGUGCUGAGGAAAAGUGACCCACUGGGCAGGUCCUGUUGUCUCAUCUGCUCCUGCUUCUCUCCUUGUCUACUUCCCGCCCACGAAGUGUCUGAGGCCAGGUAACCAGGCUAGACUCAAGGCCUCAGCUGGGAGACUGGGGCAGAGAGCCAGGCCACUGCUGCCCGUUGGGCACAGGAGAUCAGAGACUGAAGCUGAAGGAGCCAUCCAGGUUAGCCGUACCGUGAUGCAUGAGUCUUUGCUUUUCACCCCACGCCCCCUGGUAGAGGGAGUCUGGCCACCCCAGUUGGCCAAAUGCCUUCUCUCUGCUCCCUGGUGGUCUCUGUAUUGGACAAAGGGCAGCCCUGCAUGGGGUUACCACCCCACUUCCCUGCUCCUCGCAGUAUCCUGUUUGCCCAUUUGCCCUAAGGGCUCCACCCAGGGGCUGCCAAUGCUCACCCCCCCUCCCCAAAGUUCUUUUUCUCCAACUUGUCAAGCACAGGGGUCCGAGCUGCCUCAAAGAGAUCCUUGGUGACCCCUUCUGUGCCCAACCUGUGGCUGACCAUGGAGCAUGCUGGUUCCCGUUAGAACGGCAUCCUCCCAGCCCCCACCGCAGCUGUCUGCUCCGGCUCCCGGGCCUGUGUAGCGCCUUCCUGCCGAGUCCAUCACGUCCACCUUGGGCCGGCUCCACCUAGCAGGGCCUCAGCCGGCAUGCUGCCUUCUAGGAAGCCCCAGCCGUGGGAAAGGCAGGGAGAAGCCAUUUCCCCGAGUCCUGCCUCCCAAAGGAUGAGGUCAUGGACUGUGAGGAUGCCCUCCUGUCUUCCUCCUCCCUCCCGCAGAGGAGGAAUCGCACUUUACCAAGCGGAUGCAUUCCUACAGAAGCGGCCCACGUGCCCGCAAGUCUGCUCUCAGGAUGAUGGCUGUGGGCGUGUCCCCGGGUCCAUACAAUGCAAUAGCAGCAAGCUUUCCCGGAGCCACGUGAGUAAAACUGGGCUUCGUUUCCUUCAUACAUGCUCACAAGAACUGCAUAUUCCCGGCCGCCUUUCCUGUAGCAUUCUCUCAAAGAAGAUCCCUCAAAAACUGCAUUCAUAAAGCAGGCUGCUGCUGCCUCCAUAGCAUUCAACCAGGAGUCGGGAAUCCUUUGUUUUCCUGGCAGCUUUGCUACUUGCUGGCUGUGUGACCUUGGACAAAUCAUUGUUCUCUCUGGGCCUCCGUUCCCCCAUCUAUAAAAUGAGUUCUCGGAAAUAGAUGAUAUUGAAGGACCUCAGAUUCCUGUUUUCCACUCUCCGUUCCACAUGGGAUAAUUUUCACGUUUGAAAGGUGUUUCCUUCCGGCCUCCUCCUGUUGCUUUUCUGGGCCUUAUUUCCAGGUGCCCCAUGUUUUAAACUCAAGGGCAUAGGCUCCGAGAAGCUCUGUCGGCUUGUUUCCAGUCUGUGAAACGGGGCUCCUGAGGCCUGAUACUGACCUUGCCCAGAUGCCAAUGUUGUUCCAUAUUCCUGCUGUGUAGCUCCUGUGCCUGUGCCUGCCUGUGAAUUUCCUGGCAAGAAAGUUGGCCUCCUGAAGUCUGCCUUUGACCUGUGUGGGCCUCAGCAUGCCCCAGUCUUCUUCUGCAUAAUCUUCCCGGGGGUGGAGUGAGGAGCCUUUGCCUUCCUCGCAGGGACAGGGAUGUCGAGCACGUACUUAUAUUUUCGUGAGAUUUGCCAAUCCGAGGGCAUUGUCAUGUGGCUUGCCUUUCACUCCACACCCCUGCCUUGAAUGCACAGCUUUAAAAUACUAUUUUCAAGAUUCUUCCUGCUGUUUCUGACCCGAGUCACAGGCCAAAAAUGAGCAGGCUCAGGGUACAGCCUCCUUGCCAUUCUUCACCAGUGGGCAACCCUGAGAGUCCAGUGGAGACUGACCUCUGUGGUGGUCAACCAGAGGGCCUGGGGAACCGAGUCCACGGCUGUGCCCCAAAGAUCUCGCCAACCCUUCUCACCUUUGGGCCUGGGAGCCUUGGAUUCUGGUGCUGUAGCUCCUGGUGCCAAAGUCUGGAUCUUUCUACAUUUCAGUAGUGCCAUCGUCUGCCACUACCCGAUGCUCUGUGGAAGAGGGACAGCCGUGGCACCCUCUUGCUGGGACUGCUACCUUGAAAUUGAGUGCAAUAGGGUUGAUUGUAACCAUUACUUCAGGAUAAAUAUUGUUUCCUAAAUCUGCACACUUUCUAGAACCGCUGUAGGUUUUAUUGACAAAUGUUCUCAGCAUUGCAGAAAGUACCAGUGUCACAGCAAAGCAGAGGCUGGAGGCUCAGUUCCUCUGGGCCUCACAUGGCUCACUGCUGGCAAGGCUAACUCCCAGACUCCAAAGUUAGAAGGCACACUAAAAUGAAACCCAGGUGUCUGCCCCCAGGUUUCACUGUGGGGCCCUGAGUAGUGCUGGUAGAGGAGUAGUUGGUUAAUCAAGCCAAAUGUGUCUACUGUUCAGCCAACAAACUCACUGGAUGACAAGUGUCUGUUGCAGCCGUAAAACCCCAGGCAAGUGUGAUUGUUGGAAGGGCUUCAGGUGAGGUUGGGGACCUGGCAUUCCAGAGCUGCUGGGCUGGCGAAAUGCUGGGAGCUAGUUUCUUCUACCUGCUGCUCUUGUCUCUCCACUCCGACACAAAAGCAACCCGGACAGCCGCACAGGGUGGUUUUGUUUAACGAUGAAACAGCCAUCUUGCGGGUUAAAGGCCUUUGCAGUGGGGUCCUUCCAGAGGGCCGUGAGAAGCUGCAAGCAAGCUUGCACAUUAAUCACCCUCUUCAGGGGUGUGGUUUCUUUGUGGGUCUUGGACUGUCAUCCUGGGGCAGCUUUAGUUCUUUGUAUUUAAUGCAUCAGUGCCAAGUGCUACCGCUACCUGGUAAAGGAAUGGGGGGCUGGAGGCCAGUGGCUCCUUGGCUGCCUCUGAUGGGGUGGGGUUUUUGUUGUUGUUGUUGCCCUGACAAGACUGCUUUGGAAGAGCUGCUUUUAGGAAUCACCCUCUGAACGCCCCAGUGGGGACAGGGCUCUCCUCAAAGGCUCACACCAAGAUCAUAGGAAAGGGGCCUUGAUUUUCCUGCUGCUUCACAGCUCAGAACAUGGACUUAAUGGAAUGUAUUUUUAAGAGAAUAAAGUCUAUUUUUUUGUAUUUUAAAGAUUGGGAGGGCUAGGGAAGUAGCCCUCAAAACUGUUACUGCAUUAUUGGCCCUUUGCUGGGGCGUCCAUCUGCAUCUGUCCACACCUCUGUGCCCAGGCAGCUGCUCAGCCUCUCCCCUGCCCCGGAGUCCAGGGGCAGUAGCUUCUCUAUUCCUGCUCCCAGCACGGGACCCUGGCAGCCAGCUCCUGCCCCUGCCCCUGCCCCAUGGAAACCAGGGCUCCUCGGGGGCAUGUGUGGAGCUGGAGCGCCAUCUGCAUGUCUCCUCUGCGUUCUGGCCUCUGUGGCACCACAGUACAUUAUGUAACCAAUAAAGCUCUCCCAUGUCCCUGUU